This is a messenger RNA of Moneuplotes crassus, 3479 nucleotides long. Lineage: Eukaryota; Ciliophora; Spirotrichea; Euplotida; Euplotidae. The record is from the annotation of a GenBank genome assembly.
AAUACCCUUCAAUAAUGGAUAAUCAAGAAAGUGUAUACCAACAACUGACUUCGUUACAACAAGACAUGAAGCAGUUCCAUAUCUCCAGUAUAAAGAAGGCUCAAUGGGAGAAACAACAGCUUGAUAGUCUUCUCUAUGACACGGAUAAGUCAGAUGGAAUAGUUAAGAUGUUCACCUCAUAUUUAAGAGAAAGCUCUGAAUUUCAGACAAUGCUCGUGGGCUCAGCCAUACAAAAAGUGUUAGUAACCGAAAAAGAAGUGGAGCAAAGAUUUAGCUCAAAUUAUGUUUCUCAUUUAAAAUAGCAUUCUUCAUAAUUUCCUCACUGAUAAGGAAGUCUUUAAGUAUGUUAUCAAUGAUGCUAUCUCUAACUGGCAAACUUUCGAUCAAAAAUCUCUAGCAGAGUUUCUUGUCUUCGAUAUUUUCAAAGAAUUUGACUUCAAGCCAAUGUCUGAAAGCAGAGAUAAACUCUUCAACAAAUAUGAGAAGUUAAAAAUAAUCGUUCAUUAUGACAUCCAGAACUUGAUCGAGAAAGAUCUUAUUGGUCAGCAUGCCAAUAAGAGCUUCACAUCUUACAUGCUGAACUGACUAAUCAACAAGCCUGAGACCCGAAAAGAUGUCAUAAAGGCCCUAGGAGAAUUUUACGAUGAAAUUGACUUUGACAUUCUUGAGAAAAUGGAAUUUGAAGUCAACCAUUCUCCUUCUGAGUCGAAGAAAAAGAGGAGAAAUGCAUUUCAUCGAAGAAAUCGGGUGCGAAGAAAAACAACAGAAAUUGAGAAGACACCAAAAGAUUCAGAAGAUUUUGAUGUCGAUGCAAUCCGAAAGUCUAGUUAUACAGCUGCUAUUGAGAUUAUUGAGAGAAGGAGGAAGAGGUAUUCUCACAAGAUUAUUAGUCAAUCACCUCUCAAGAAAAGGACUAAGUCGACAGAGAAAGUUUACAUACCUCAGACUCUUCCAAAAAUUAAAAAUAGAUGCUCUUCAAAGGGACCGUUGAGAGAUUUUAAGCUAUUCAAUAUCCAAAAACAAGACUCAGCCAAAAUUACAGAAAAGAUUAAUGAUUUCGAUAGCGAAAGAGGAAUAGAAUAUCUCGUCAGCAUGAUACCUAUGGAAAUAAGAAUUCUAUGCAAAGUCAUAUAUAAUACACUCAAGAAUAACAAAUAAGGACAUUGAGUUUAACAGUGAUAAUGAUUUCUUAGAGAUCCUAGGAAAUUUCUUAUAUUACAAUUGGUUAAUAUUCGUUCUUUUCAUUCAACCGCACAUCUACGGAUUACUCAGAAACAAUGAUAUCCAUGCUCUCCUCAAAGCAAUGACGCAUAGAAUAAAAGGAAAUCCAAUCUUACUCCCAGAAUUAUUCAAUGAAAUGCCAAAUUUCCCAUAUAACAUACAAGAAGAAGAUUUAGGUUUCAGGUUCAUAAAAAGCAUCAUAAAUAUCAACAUUCCAAUCGAUGAAAAUGAUCCUGAAGACAAUCAGAGCUUACCAGUCUCGAUCAACUUGGUGUCUGAAAGUGUUCUUUACAAACUAAAAAGGACUCUAGACCAAGCUUAUGCCUUAAGUCAAGAAGAGUCUAAAGAGGAAGAGAAAAUGAGUUUUAAACUAUCUCUCUCCCUCAAAAACUCGAUCACCGGUUUACAAUAUUUCGAAAAACAAGACAGCUUCUACUCAAGAUACCUCGCCAAGCAAUCCCUCCUCACCCGUAACAGCCACUCCGAUACCGAAGAAGACCUCGAAGAAGUCCUCUCCCAAGAAAUGCGCUUAACCGUCUACAAAUCAAAAAGUAAAAAACAGUACAAAGUCUCUAAAUAAGCUGGUAUCAAAAAUAGAAGAUUCUAGUCCUUACUCCAGUUACCUAGAAGCCUUUGACUCAUCAAGUGAUUACCAGAGAGUAAUGACUGCCAUCAGUGACAAUUAUGUGUUAUUGGUCAAGGAGAUUGCAGGAAAAGAGGAGAUUGGAGUCAAGAAGAUUGUCAAUCAAGUCGCCAGAAGGAUUAAGGUGUUGGCGAAACAGGACCAGACGGAGGAGGUACAGAAGGAGAUGAGGAAGUAUACGCUUCAGAAGUUGUUGGUUCAGAUCUUGCUUGAUGGACCAGAUUUGAGGUUUUUGCCAUUCUGAGAGCCAGAGCACACUCAAAAUCAACUAGGAACGCCAAACUCUAAUAAACAAGAGAACCUCAGCGAGAUCUUAAACUUCAUAAUCCGAAAAUGCACCUCUAAAGACCAAGAAACAACAAUGCUGACACUAAUCUCAAUCCUAAAAUCCCUCCUCACACCCACUACCAAGACUACACCUCUAAAACCCCUGCUCCAAGAAAUACACGAACAGAACCUGACCACAAUGCAAAAAGACGAUGCCCUCCUCUACAAAAUCAAUGACCUACAAGGCUACUGCAGAAAAGGCAUCUUCGAGGCCAGCAUCCAAGACAUUGAGUCUACAAAACAAAAUUGGAAAAGAAUAGAGUUCUUUAAGGAACUAGAAGUCAAUAUCUGCAUUGAGUACUGGGUCAAGUAUAGAGGCAGACAUCACGGAUCCCCAUCCAUGAUUAAGAUCAAAGAGAGCAGUGAGUGAAGUAUAUGACAGAAGAAAGAACAUGAGGAGUCGAUGAAGGGUGGGAAAGGCUCUAAGUUUGGAUUUACUAACCUCUUUUGGUCCUUGAGUCCUACUAGAAAAGAAGAGAGUAAAUUAGACACAGAAGAUACAGAUGAAGAUUCUUUCAAACAAACUCACCAUAAACACUUCAGAUGAUAUUCUAUCGAUGAAUUCUUCAGAAUAUUUAGAACUCUUCCCAUCUACGAAUCCCUGGGGUGCACAGAGGAACUUCAAACAAGCUACUCAGAUUUUCUAAAUAUCAUAAAAUCCUUAAUAAAAUCCAACUCAGAUUUAGACUUAGAGCCAAACCUCAAAGCUAUCAAUGAAUAUUGGGUGCAUAAAUACUUAAAAUUCAGUGACAUAGAAGAAGAGUUCCCAGGUGAAGAUGAUGUUAAGUUCAAUGCAAAACUCCAAGAACUUCGUCUGACUGGCUACUCGAGCAAGCUAGAAGUUCCCUGCUUUAAGAAGGAAUGAGACUUAUUUACCAAAAGCUGAUGGGCUAACCAAUUUAAAGAAUGAAUCUCAGCAAUUGAAAGCCUGCAUUCCCUCAAUGCUCCAACUAAAAAGCUAGACAGGUUCCUUAAAAUUCUGGAUAGUAUUAGCAAGAGCUUUGUGUUUCUCACAAAUAAGACAGAUGACCAAGCCUCAGUUGAUGACAUUUUACACCUCCUUUGUUACAUCAUCUUAAGCAGUAAUGCUACAAAUCUCAUAUGUGAUCUCAGAUACAUCCAAACAUUCUAUUACUUCACAGAAGACCAGAAGUAUGGCAAGACCUCUUUCUGCCUUAAAAACCUUGAAAUUGCUAUUGAGUACUUAAAGACAGCCGGGAUAGAGAAAGACGAUGAUGAUUUUGAGCUAAAGGAAGAAUAAUUUGGCUUCCUCAUAAGCAAGAUUAAG